Molecule: messenger RNA, 3732 nt
Organism: Blastomyces dermatitidis ER-3
Lineage: Eukaryota; Fungi; Ascomycota; Eurotiomycetes; Onygenales; Ajellomycetaceae
Product: rab
Exons: 5
Coding region: 296-1327 (343 amino acids)
Biological process (GO): regulation of endocytosis
Cellular component (GO): endosome
Molecular function (GO): GTPase activity; GTP binding
Source: RefSeq, a predicted model, not a curated record
AAUGCCAGAAAAGACAGAAGACAACGUGUUGAAAGAAGCAUGCAGUCUAUGAUCUAUACGGAUUAUCCAGGAGAAGAUCUCUUACCUCGGCACUCUUGGCGGUGGACUGCGCCUCGUUCUGCGGAUCAAUCCCGCACUAGCCACAAACUACUGCAUCCAUAUCAAUCAUAUGAAUGUGCGUGCAAUGGCUUCAAGACACUGCAACAGGUCCCGCCGACGCAUUCAACACGUAUUCCACUGAAUCACCUCCUGCCACGGCCAUUCCGCUGCUGUUCUAGCUGUUGGCAGAGACGCCAUGGCGCGUCACAGGCGGCUGUCAAAUGCCUCCUCUGCGUCUUCUCUCCCAGAGCGACAUCAGGAGCUUGAUAGCAUGUACGAUUACUUAGCGAAGGUGAUUCUACUUGGACCAAGCGGCGCUGGAAAAUCUUGCCUCCUACAUCGUUUUGUGAAAAAUGAGUGGCGCGUGCUCUCCUCUCAAACAAUCGGCGUCGAAUUCUCGUCAAAAAUUGUAAAGAUAGGAACCGGCUCACGCUGGAAACGGAUAAAACUACAGCUAUGGGAUACAGCAGGUACUGAGCGAUUCCGCUCCGUUUCGCGUUCGUACUACCGCGGGGCUGCCGGCGCAAUCCUUAUCUACGACGUCGGAUCACAUGCUUCCUUCUCCGCCCUCCCAACCUUCCUCAUGGAUGCUAGAGCACUUGCUUCCUCGAAUCUAACGAUCCUCCUGGCCGGAAACAAAAGCGACCUUCUUUCCCAAGACACGAUGUCCCUGGGCGGAGGGGACUACGGCGAUGACUUCCAGCGUCCACCCCCGACACCGUCAAGUACAUCGAGCAAACAGGUUCCGUUCUCCUUCGAAUCUGGUGGAGGUUCACUGCGAUCCAUCAACGGGCCGCCAGUGGGUACGAGGAUGACCGCCACGAUAACUGCGGAAGGGCGCGAGGUGGCGUUAGAAGAAGCGUCGCGGUGGGCGGCGAAAUCGAAUAUACCCGUUGCAGUGGAAGUAUCGGCUUUAACGGGGGAUAAUGUGGACGAACUUUUUAACAGGCUUGCGCGAAUUAUCCUCACUAAAAUCGAAUUGGGCGAGAUAGACCCUGAUGAUCCUCAGAGUGGUAUUCAGUACGGGGAUGGGGGAAUGUAUGGUACUGGUACGAGCGAUGGAGGUAGCGUGCGGAGCGGGAUCACGAUCGAUGACUCUAUGACGCAGAUGCGGAGAAGGAAAACGCGGAGCCGCGGAGCGGGGAGUGGAUGGGCAGCAGGAAUGAGGGAGUGGGAGGAUGUGUUUAGGCUGGGCGGAUCGAAUACGAGGAGGGGUAGAUGUUGUUAAUAUUCCGCGGCUGUUGUGGAGUAGGUAAUCCUGUUGGAAGUUCACGGUCCUCUACCUGGUGUGGACUAGCUCAGGGCAGAAAUCCCGGCUUGGACAUGACAUGCCGUUGGUCUGCUAACCCAUCCGUCCCCAUACUUCGAUUGCGUUCCCUCCUGAACUCUCCCGGCAUCUCAUUUUACCUCUUCCUCCUUUACUCUUUACGCAUCCGAUGUCUAUACCGAUCUCUACUUCUCCGAUAUUGAUGAUGCUUUCUUCUUAUCCUCCUUGCUUUCCUUUUUCUUCUUCAAUUAUCUGCAUAUCCGCCACACCUGUAUUCUGCUUUCCUCAGCACUAUAUUGUACGCACGCUACACCGCAUGGUACCCGUCAUUUACCUUUGCAUAUCUGCAUUUUGCACCAAGCACUCGCUCCACACUAAUACACAGAACCAUCCACCAAUGACUCUGAAAAUACGCCAUAUUUGCACUUGUACGUUUCAUCUUCAUAGCUUCUCCCUAUUCUCACUACCUCAUUGCCACUAUCAUUGCCACUAUCACAAUGUACUACUUGUUUUCAUUUUAACUUAUCCGGAGUCAGGGAUAGGAUGCCAUUCGCUUUUGCCUUCCAUGCCACUUCUUCUUCUUCUUCUUCUUCUUCUACUGUUGUCACUUUUUAUGUCAAUACCCUUUUUCUUUCAUGCGUCGCCCAAUGAUCAUGCCAACAUGCCGUACAGUCCAUAGCCACAUAUAUUUAAUCAAUAAUUAACGAUUAGGAACCGGGUCGGGGGGAAACCGUGUAGGUUCUAUCUUACAUUGACUUGUUGAACGGAUUUCUACUUAGACAUAUGACAGAGCAAGUGAAGCGAAUAGAGAAAUAUCAAUGCCUAUUCAUUGCGCCUGGGAUCAUAUUUAAAUGCGUGAAAACGACCUGAGAAAGUGUGCUGAAAUUUUGAAAAAAGCGAGAUACCAUUGAUCGCGUUUUCUCUACUACAACCCAACAAUAAUUCAAUACUCCACACCACGAAUGAGUGUCUUAAUCCCCUUCCCUCCUUUCACAUCUAGAAUCGCCUUCUCCGCUUCCUCGAAUGCUACCAUCCCCGUCACCAACUUUUUAACAUCCACCUUCCCCUCCCCCACCAGCGUCAGCGCCAACUUAUAAUCACCACUACCAUACCGGAAACUACCACGAACAUCCACCUCCUUCGUGCAAACCGCCAUAAUCGGGAACGAAAUCACAUCCCUCCCCAUCCCCCCUUGCACAUACGUUCCGCCAGUCUUGAGCACAUGGAUACCCGUAUGCACAGAUGACUCCGCCCCUGACGCAUCAAUGACUACAUCCGCCCCGCGACCCAGCCCAUGCUGCACCCGUAGCCGCUCCGCAUUCUUCUCCGCACUCUCCUCCCUAGCCGGCUCAUAGACACCCGUAGCCGCAUACUGGGCCGCAAACUGCAACCGGGCCGGCUGGAUAUCAACCGCAAUGACCUUCGAUGCCCCAAACGCCCUCGCAACCGCACAACACAGCAAUCCCACGGGCCCCACGCCAAAUACAACCACAGAAUGACCCGGCUGCACACGCGCCUGCUUUGUAAUAUGUACAGCAACGCUGAGCGGCUCCAUCAGCGCGCCCUCGUCGAGCCCAACGUUCUCGGGUAGCUUGUGGCAGAAGUCUUCGGGGAGGACGUAGUAUUUGGCCAACGUGCCAUCGAUGGGCGGCGUGGCGGCGAAGGCCAUACGGAGGCAUAGAUUGUAUUUGCCGCUGAGACAGGGCUCGCAGCGGCGGCAGGGAAUCCCUGGUUCGAGCGCGACGGGGUCGCCUGGUUGUAGGCUUGUGACGGCUGAGCCGAUGGAGGUGACUAUACCGCUGGAUUCAUGGCCGAGGACCAUGGGGGAAGUUAGGAUGAAGGGGCCGAUGGAGCCGUGUUCCCAGUAGUGGACCUGUGGGUUGACUUAGUGAGAGUUGUGCUACGUGCUUUUAUUUUCUUUUUGAGGCUUAGUUGAAAGGAGGCAUGUAUGCUUUGGACGUACGUCGCUGCCACAAAUACCGGUGUAUUUGACGUGGACCUGCACAUCGUGAGGGUCUUUGAUGGCCGGGACGGGUCUAUCUUUAUAGGAGACUUUCUUUAUGCCUUCGAGGAUGAAGGAGAGGUUCUACACCCCGUAAUGCGUUUCUAAUUAGCACGCCGCCUCGUAUCAUUAGGUAGAAUAGAAAAGUAUGUUAUUAUAAGGAAAUCUAAUGGAUCCGUGGAGGGAAUGCAACAAUAAGCCGUUCGAUUGCGUUCUAUACGCAGGCUGACAUUUGAACCUACCUGUGGGGGUUCGCUAGGCAUGCUUGUUCGAUAUGGUGAGUGUUAAUAUGUACGUUGUAUUGGCAAACCAAAUUUAAAUACAAUUAAAUUUAUAUAUACAAGUGGGAGAAAUGAAUUGAAGG